Molecule: messenger RNA, 5424 nt
Organism: Manis javanica (Malayan pangolin)
Lineage: Eukaryota; Metazoa; Chordata; Mammalia; Pholidota; Manidae
Source: RefSeq, a predicted model, not a curated record
GGCUGCGGGGGCGGACGGCCGCCUGCGCAUGUCCAGGCUGACUGCACACGCGGUCGGGGGGCCUGAAGAAGGAAAGCUGGUCACCCGCCACCCAGAGUCGGGCCUUGGCGCGAUCUGGGGUCGAGCUCCGGGGAAGGGGCCCACCCUUCCCACACUCACCCCGCCCCCCACUUCUGAGCUCGCCGGCCGAACCGGAGCCUCUUCCUCCUUCUAAGCCCCUCCGGACCUCCCCGGGAAGCCGAGGGCGGGUGUGGACGGGACGAGGUGGAACGAAUUUUGUAGCUCAGACGGCGGCCCCGGUGGCUUCGGGAGUCGGGGCACGCCCAGCUAGCGAAGCCGGGCGGGGCGGAUGAAGCCCGAGCUCCAUCUCGGAAGGAUCCCGUGUCUUGGUGGCUGCUAAUUGGCGCGUAGCAGCUCCUUGGGAGCCCCUUCUGAAACCACCCACGGAAAAAGAUGCCUGCCUCCAACAGAUUGUUUUCCCUCUUUUCUCUCGUGCUCAUCUUCUGGGUCAAUGUCUGCUUCCCCGUGUGUGUGGAAGUGCCGUCGGAGACGGAGGCUGUUCAGGGCAACCCCAUGAAGCUGCGCUGCAUCUCCUGCAUGAAGAGGGAGGAGGUGGAGGCCACCACGGUGGUGGAAUGGUUCUACAGGCCCGAGGGCGGUAAAGAUUUCCUUAUCUACGAGUAUCGCAAUGGUCACCAGGAGGUGGAGAGCCCCUUCCAGGGACGCCUACAGUGGAAUGGAAGCAAAGACUUGCAAGAUGUGUCCAUCACUGUACUCAACGUCACCUUGAAUGACUCUGGCCUCUACACUUGCAACGUGUCCCGGGAAUUUGAGUUUGAGGCGCAUCGCCCCUUUGUGAAGACUACACGGCUGAUCCCUCUCCGAGUCACCGAGGAGGCCGGAGAAGACUUCACCUCUGUGGUCUCAGAAAUCAUGAUGUACAUCCUCCUGGUCUUCCUCACCUUGUGGCUGCUCAUCGAGAUGAUAUAUUGCUACAGGAAGGUCUCAAAGGCCGAAGAGGCAGCCCAAGAAAACGCGUCGGACUACCUUGCCAUCCCAUCAGAGAACAAAGAGAACCCUGCGGUACCGGUGGAGGAAUAGAGAAGGGAUGUGACUUGAGGUGAUGUUCAGAGAUGGGGAGGGGAAGGUGGCUAAGGAUGUGGCAGGUGUACAAGUGACUGUCAGCCACAACUGCAAGUGUCUUUAGAUUUGGUCCCUUAGAUUUCUACUCUACCCAGUGUCCUCACCCUCAGGGUACUGCUUGAAGUUGAUUCCCAAGUCACAAAGCUCCAUGUGAUGUCAAGCCCUUUAGAAAGUGAACUGCUUUGGCCCAACUGUAGGGGCAACGUGAGCUCCUGACCCAUAGUGAGCGAAAGUAUUUCCCCCACCCCUGCCUUUGCAAGAUUCAUGGAUUUGGUCAGAGAGUCCUUGGCUGGGCGAAACUGGGCUAGGCUGGAAAUUCUCAGUGAGUUGUUUUAUCAUUGGUAGGUGGCCUGAACCCCGAGGGACUGGAAAGCCCAGGUUCAGUGAUGUCAACAGCAUCAGGCGGGUGCCUCAGGGGCCACAUUGCUUCCCUUCACGCAUCCAUCCUUCUAUUCAUUCAUCACACAUCCACUCACCUCUGAACAUCCACCUCCUGACUUCCCAACUCCAUCAGACCUCUACACACUGUAAGACUUGGCCAGAACCAAGGAGCCAGCAUUUCUACAUGGACUCAACCUCCCCGUCCUAGCUUUCAAGGAAGCAGCACCCACACCAACUGGACUUCUCCCCUGUGCUCCACAUGACUUUGCACAAGUGCUGGGGGUGGCACAUCCCUCCCUGGCCCCCAGCUGGUGGAAACUGGCUCAUUCUCCAUGGCUGGAAGUGAAUGGAUGUCUUAAUGGAAGAAGCAGGAUGAUUCAUUUGGGUUCAAGCAAUAGUGUCAUGAAGUGAGGAUUCCUGCAAGUCAGUUGUUUCAUAUUCCUGGCCCACUCGGCUAAACAUCAGAGCAAAGCGUGCCUUCCUAGGUUCUCCAAUGAUAGGAAGUCCACUGAGCAUGGACUGAAUAGCUCUCUGGAGUGUGGUACUCAAGGGCCUUAUCCCGGUAGGUCUGUAAGGCCUAGGCUGGUCUCAGUUCUUCAAGCCAAGGCCAGGAGAGUUGAGAAGAACUGAUAGCAACUUAAGUAGCUCCUUAAAGUCAACCAACAUGUUGAUGAUCUUGGGGUAACAUCUAUGUGCCCUUCCCAGGGAACAUACCACCUGAGAGAGCUAGGAGGCAUUAUUUUCCUGUGGGUGUUGGAACUGAAAUUCCGAAGUUCUUCCUCUCCAAAUUUCUGUGGAUCAGUAUUAUUCCUCGUUUUACAGGAGGCAGCUGAGGCUCAGACAGGGUUCACUGAGCAAAAGACUUCAGAGGAUAAACUGAGGCAGAGACAAGCCUUAGGUGCUGCCCAGCGGACACUUUGAAGAUGGGCUGAUUGUUCUUUAGACAGGCUUUGAACUGAGUGUGGCUAUAGCUAUGCCUCUUCCAAAAGCACAGAUUGAGGUGGAUUGCCUGGCUGAGGUUGACUCUGGUAGGUUUGGGUAACUGGAAACUGACUAAAAAAGGUAGAGAGAAGGACGAGGGGGACUUGAGGAAUUUCGUUAGUGAAAAGAUUUAUGAAUCUGAAACACGCUGCAGAAGGCAACUGCCUCUAGGAAUCACAUUUAAACUAGGAAACAUGCUUCUUAGUCUGACAUGGAUAAGUGACUGAGUGAAAUGACAGGGGAGGGAUGGGCUAGCGGCUUCCGAAUAUUUCACCUGUGAAUCAGAAUGCCUAGGUUAUUUUUUUUCUUCUUCUAGAUUUUGGGAGAGCAGAGGUACACUGGAAACAUUUCAGUGUCUUGUGUCGCAUUUUAAUUGAGUGACUGGUCCAAGUAAUAAGGGAGGGGGGGUGCUCUAUGAGAUAUGACGACAGUUAAGGGGAGUCGAUGAGCUAGUUACCCUCAGAUCUGGGGGAACUAGUAGUGAAAAGAUCAUACCUCACUGGCCUUGGGCCUCACUUAACAAGCUCAAUUUCUUUUUUUUUCAUCUCUUCCAUCCCUGGGGAAGUCCUUGAGAUAAGUCCUUGUUUAUAUAUUCAAAAGUCUAAUUUUAUUGAAGAAAAAACUUUGUCAAGACAUUUCUCGUUGGUAAUUUCCCACACAAUCCCUCUGAAAUAAGGGACAGAACAUAGAUCAUUUUUCUUACUUGAUAGUUAGGAAAACAGGCCUGGGUUACUGUGAGGUUUUCCCAGUCACAUGGCUGGUUGAUGGCAGAGCUUAUAGUAGAAGCAAGCUACUUCCUGCCACGCCACCUCCCUCUUGCUUCCAGUAGACAAUGCAUCUAAGUUAUAAUGUAAUAUGCAUGAUUGCCUUUUUUUUUAAAAAAGUCCAACCCAGACGUUUCCUAAUUUUUAAUGAGCUGAAGGCACCUAUCAUUUUUUCUUACCUUUUACAAGUAAUCUUUUCCUUUUUCUAACUUCUCAACUCUUCUCAUCCUUAAUACUGUCAUCUGAGCUAUACAAUUCACAAAGCAUUUUCAUUUCACCUAUUUCUUCUUCACAACUAGCCCCGUGAGGCAGAUACUGCUGAUACGUAGUGCAUGAAGAAACUGAGGCUAGGUAGCUUCACCAAAUCCUAUGUUCAUUGUUGGUACAUGGAGAGCUGGAAUCCAGGCCUACUGACUGUCUGCCCACCUCUCUCUCCACUUAGACCAUAGCUACUCUUUCCUUUUUUGAUUUCUGCCUAGUCGCUGCCUCUCAUCCGUCCUGAGAUGUUCAGCAUCUCCCACCCCUGUUCCUGCUCCACGGCCCCUCGUCCACUUUGUUUUGUGGCAGAUGCUAGACAUGUGCUUUGAGGGUCAAUCUCACUUCGGUUUUCCCUUUCUAGUUGGUUGAUACACCAUCAUUUCUCCUGAAUUACAAUUAAACUCCUUCCUGGGAGACUUGAUCAUGACUAUCAGUCUACAAGGUACUGUGAACACAAGCCUACUUCAAAUCCUCACCCACUCCCCGUCUCUCCCCAUAUUCCUAAAAAGGACCCAGACUAAACAUGCGUUGCUCCAGAAGCUUCAUCGGGCAUGCUCUUCUUGUUAAAGGGCUUAGAAGUGUUCUCAAGGGCUAUUAUCACUUUAGGAACCCCACUUGUUGUCUUGGUGCUGGAUAUUUCUCAUGACUGAUCCUCAGUAACACAAUUCACUGAAGGCCAAGCUAGGCUGGAUCUGAUUUUUCUUUUCUUCCUGCUUAAUAGCCAUGAACUUGAUUGCUCAACUUAGGUGGCCGUGAAAGCAUCUUGCCCUACUCACCUUCUUACUGCCUGCUCAGUCUUAUAUCACAGCCCCAUGUCCUUUGUGGAAGGAUCUUGAGAGUCAGUGCCUGCCUCUCCCCAACCCUUAUUUUCAGAUGAAGCAAUAUCUUUUAGUAUUUCAGUCACAAAUAUCCACACACCCAGAUUUCUGAUUCUUUGAGUUCCCGGUUUUCCUUAGAUACCAAACUAGAAAGGUUAGUAGGAAUUUUUCAAAGCAGAAAUAUAUUCAAAAUAUGUGUUAAGCAGUGAAUGGUUAAGAGACAAUAGCUCCCCCCCACCACCACCACCAAACUAUAUCAAAAAGGGAAAAACACCAUCUCAGAAUCUGUGAGCCCACUUGUCAUAAAUCAGAGAGGAAAGGCUGUGUAACUGCAUCUUUGUAGGAAGAAGAGCUACACGCAUUUCAGAAAUAUCUUAGUUCCUCUUUCCUAGGUUAACUUGGAAAUGGAAAAAUGAAGGAAAAAGAAGAGUCUUCCUUUUUGUAAAUGAAAAAUCCCUAACCCAGGGAAUUCACCUGGUUAUUGCAAAUAUAUUUGAAUAGUCCUUAUAUUCAUUAGUCCCACUGUCAUGCAUCUACAUUUCAGCACCCACUCUGGGUCAGGCACCAAUCUAGACCCUUGGUGUGCCCCAUGGUGUUAGGUAUGGAAAAUAUUACCCAAGCCUUUGAUAAUUUCUAAAAGUCUACUGUGGCAGAUAACUCAUGUUUAGUCCCCCACCACCACCACUUGAGUUUCUAGUAGGAGAUUAUCACUUUAAGCAACUCUGAGUUGUAGAUCAGAUUCAGCCACUGCGCUAGGCCAGCUAAGCCUCAACAUGGGUAACACUCUUGUUUUUUCCCUGAGUCACCAUUUGGCAAGAGCUGCAUCUGCUGGGCAGUGUGUGUGAUGGGGAAGGAGGUCUGUGACAUGCCCUCAAACACAAUGAGCAAAUACAGUCUUGCAACAGAUGGGGCUCUUUACCAUGCUGUUACCUUCACAUUGCUUUUUCUUGAUUUUCCUCAGCCAAUCUUUUUCUGAACUCUGUAGAAAUGUUCCUGACCACCCCAAACUCUCGACAACCUAAUGCCAGUAUGUAGUGUUUUUCAGUAAAUUCCCUGUUAUGUCAAUAAAGUCUCUCUAA